GGGUCACAAACUUCUUCAGGCUUGGGCCAUGGAGAGGCUCCUAUCCCUGCCUGUCUCUCGUCUCACCUCCCAGCUCCUGGGUGUUAUUUUUUUUCCCCUGCCCUCUCCUCUUUUCCUUCCUUCUCCCCUUCUCCAGGGCUGGGCUGGACUCAAGUAAGGGGAGGGUUAACCUUGUCUCCCUCCUCCCCCUGUUCUCCAAGGGGCCAGUGCAGGCCACAUAGCAAAGACACUCUGGGCAGCUGGGUGAAGGCAGGCAGGCCUUUCUGCUUCACGGUCAGGUUUCUGGAAGCGCCUUCUCGCUCCUGUCUGCUUUCCUAUCCUGAGAACUUUCUGUUGCUCUUCCUGAGCUGGUAGCCACGGCAGGGGGCUGUGGCCUGUGGGCCCUACAGAGAUGUUCAGUGCUUGGGAUCGCCGGGACCGGCCCCCUGAAGAAGCGCCAGCUUCAGGGCUCCACGGCUUCACCAUGGACAAGACCUUCCUCUCUUCCCUCAAAGGCAUCCUGCUGGAAACGGAGCUGGCCCUGACCUUCAUCAUCUUCAUCUGCUUCACGGCUUCCAUUUCUGCCUACAUGGCCGCAGCACUGCUGGAGUUCUUCAUUACACUUGCCUUCCUCUUCCUCUAUGCCACCCAGUACUACCAGCGCUUCGAUCGACUUAACUGGCCCUGCCUGGACUUCCUCCGCUGUGUCAGUGCCAUCAUUAUCUUCCUGGUGGUCUCCUUUGCUGCUGUGACCUCCCGGGAGGGAGCUGCCAUUGCUGCUUUUGUUUUUGGUAUCAUCCUGGUUUCUGUCUUUGUCUACGAUGCCUUCAAGAUAUAUCAGACUGAAAUGGUGUCCAGGCCCACUGAGGGAGACCAGCAGUGACUCUGAAGCUACCUGGCUCUGAAGCCCAGUUGGACACAGGAGACUACAGAGCUCAGACACAGCUCCUUGUAUUCACAGAACACCCAGCCCACAGUCCCCCACACCUGGCUGAGAAGUCACUGAGGAUGUAUCUGUGGAGCCUGGUGCUGUGAGAUCUGGCCUCUGAUGAGGU
This is a messenger RNA of Heterocephalus glaber (naked mole-rat), 1034 nucleotides long. RefSeq names its product CKLF like MARVEL transmembrane domain containing 5 (gene Cmtm5). The record is from RefSeq and is a predicted model, not a curated record. Lineage: Eukaryota; Metazoa; Chordata; Mammalia; Rodentia; Bathyergidae. Gene Ontology annotation, cellular component: membrane.